Molecule: messenger RNA, 1197 nt
Organism: Ostreococcus tauri
Lineage: Eukaryota; Viridiplantae; Chlorophyta; Mamiellophyceae; Mamiellales; Bathycoccaceae
Product: Fructose-bisphosphate aldolase, class II,yeast/E. coli subtype
Exons: 1
Coding region: 1-1197 (398 amino acids)
Biological process (GO): gluconeogenesis; glycolytic process
Cellular component (GO): cytosol
Molecular function (GO): zinc ion binding; fructose-bisphosphate aldolase activity
Source: RefSeq, a predicted model, not a curated record
AUGUCCGCCGCCGCGCUCGCCUCGAGGGCGCCCGUCGCGUCGAUGCGGACGCGAAAGACGACGAUGCCGACGUCGGCGCGAUCGCGCGUCGCGACGCGGGCGCAGGCGGUGUCGGCGCCGCCGAAGACGCUGAAGACGGGCGUGGUGACGGGACGAGAUCUCAUCGAUGUGUUGAACCACGCGCGGCAUCACGGGUACGCGAUUCCGGCGGUGAACUGCACGAUGUCGCCGGUGAUCAACGCGUGCCUCGAGGCGGCGAAGAAGGCGAACGCGCCGAUGAUCAUUCAAUUCUCCAACGGCGGCGGCGUCUUCAUGGCGGGUAAGGCGGCGAGCAAUGAGGAACAACAGGCGGCGGUGAAGGGAUGCGUCGCGGGUGCGCUCAUGGUUCGUGAAUUGGCGGAUUUGUACGGUGUGCCGGUCAUCUUGCACACCGAUCAUUGCGCGAAGAACUUGCUCCCGUGGUUCGACGGCUUGCUCGAGGCGAACGAGGCGUACUUCGCCAAGCACGGUGAACCGCUCUUCUCCUCGCACAUGCUCGACUUGUCCGAAGAGCCUAUCGCUGAGAACUUGGAGAUCUGCCAAAAGUACCUCAAGCGCAUGGCCGCGAUCAACUGCUUCCUCGAAAUGGAGAUCGGCAUCACGGGCGGCGAAGAGGAUGGCGUCGACAACUCCGACGUCGCCCCGGAAGACCUCUACUCCAAGCCGGAAGAGAUCUACGAAGUGUACGAAGCGCUCCAACCGAUCGCUCCGGACUUCUACUCCAUCGCCGCCGCGUUCGGUAACGUCCACGGCGUGUACUCCCCGGGUAACGUCAAGCUCACCCCGAAGAUCUUGAAGAACGCGCAAGCGUACGUCAAGGACAAGACGGGUAGCGAAAGCGACAAACCGGUGUACUUCGUCUUCCACGGUGGCUCCGGUUCUUCUCGUGAAGAGAUCCGUGAAGCCGUCGGCUACGGUGUCAUCAAGAUGAACAUCGACACGGACACCCAGUGGAGCUUCUGGGAGGGCGUCAAGGAGUACGAAUCCAAGAACCACGGCUACCUCCAAGGCCAAAUCGGCAACCCGGAGGGCGCCGAAAAGCCGAACAAGAAGUACUACGAUCCGCGUGCCUGGAUCCGCAAGGCCGAAGAAUCUACGCGUGAUCGCCUUUUGGCCGCCUACGAGGACCUUUUGGCGACCGAUGCGUGCUCCAAGUAA